Cuscuta campestris is the source of this 1659-nucleotide messenger RNA. The record is from the annotation of a GenBank genome assembly. NCBI's taxonomy places the organism in Eukaryota, Viridiplantae, Streptophyta, Magnoliopsida, Solanales, Convolvulaceae.
GUUUUCAAAAUAAUAUUUUAUACAAAAUCCAUAUUGCCGUCUCAAUUUAAAUCAAUUCUGUUAAAUCAAUUCUGGAAAACUUGCAUCAGAUCUUUCCACCAUCCGACCCGACUAGAGCUAAUCGAAUUUCACUCUCAGAAUUCGAUUUGGAUCGAAUUUAGAGUCUGACUAUUUGCCUCGGGAAUCCAGAUAGAUGCCUUGCGAAGAAGAAAUGUGUGUCCAUUUCCCGGUGGAAAUCAUCCUGCAAAUCCUCCGGAGACUCCCGGUGAAAUCGGCGGUGAAAUGCACCGCCGUUUGCAAGACCUGGUACGCUCUCAUCAAGGAUCCCGCUUUCGUUCUCACUCAUCUGCAGGCUGCCUCUUUUUCCAGCGAUCUUCUCCUUCUCAGGUUCGCUACAGGUAAAAGAGAAUUUUAUCAAUUGCGUCGCGAUAAUGAUGCCUUUGAGGAGUACAAGCAGUUCCACUUACCCUUCGAGUGUGGUGGAUUUGGGGCUUUUAGACUUGUUGGUACAUGUAAUGGGCUGAUUUGUCUGGGAGAUGUUUAUCAAGAUUAUUGCAAUAUAAUUUUGUGGAAUCCUUCCAUUCACAAACAUUUCAUUUUGCCCAAGCCUGAUUUUCCCUUCAAGAGCUUUUGUGAUUCUACCCUAGGUUUCGGGUUUGAACCGUUAUCAAAUGACUACAAGGUACUUCUAAUUGUGGCUCAGGAUAAUAAAGAAGAACUGAUUGAAGUGUGGUUGUUUUCAUUAAACAUGUGUUCUUGGACGAGGCUUAGUGAAGCCUCUCCCAAGCAUUGUUUGCAUGCACAUAGGGAGGCAGCCUUUGUGAAAGGUGCUUUGCAUUGGAUUGGACAUUCUAAUUUGAAGUAUUGGAUGUUCUCACAUAUGGUUUUGGCUUUUGAUUUGAGCACUGAAAAGUUUUUUGUGGUGAACUUCCCCAAAACUUUAGUUCACUUUGUACCCCAAAUGUCAUUGAUUAAAUAUGAAGAGUCCAUUGCUGUGGUUGCCCAUGGCAGUUUUGAAGAUUUAGAUGACAAUCAGCUUGAGUUGUGGGUCAUGAAGGAGUACGGUGUAGAUAGUUCAUGGACAAAGGUGUUGCAUUCAAUUGGUGAAGAUGGAAAGUUAGUUUUUUAUUCAGACUUGAUUGACGUGUUUGGGGUCAGGAAGAAUGGGGAGGUUUUAUUGAAGGUGCGUGAGGAGUGUGGGAAAAAUUACGAGCUAGCUACACUGGAUUUGAACUGCGACCAACAGAAGCAGCAACUAAAGCGUCUUGGAAUCAGGAUCGAUCUUAAUUAUUCGUUUGUUGGAAACUUUGUGGAGAGUCUGGUGUUAUUUGACAAAGGGGAACAAGAUGCUGAGGGGGAAGUCUGAUUAAAAGUGUAAUGGCAUAAGCUUAUUGCGAAAGUGAAAUCUGAAGUUCCCACAUGGAGUACAAAUAUGAGAAGAACAACAUCCAACCCCCCCUACAGGAGCUAAUUUGGACAUUUCCGAGUCCAUAGUAGGUCUGUAUAUUGCUUCCUUCCCACGCUCAAAGUGGUAAUGUUUUCAUUUUUCCAAGGAUUAUAUGUGUAAACAGCCUCCCUACUUUGGAGUAGGGGCAAUGUCUGCGUACACACACCCUCUCCAGACCCCUACUGUAGUGGGAAUCAACUAAUUUGUUGCUG